CGGGACCCGUGCAGGCAGCACGAGCGGUUAGUAGUGAAACAUGUAAAGAUGGCGGAGCUGCAGAUGCUGUUGGAAGAUGAGAUUCCUGCGGGACGGAGAGCUCUUCUGGACAGUUUUACCAACCUGGAAAGAGUCGCGGAGUACUGUGAGACCAACUAUGUGCAGUCUGCAGACAAGCAGCAAGCACUGGAGGAGACGAAGAGCUACACCACCCAGUCUCUGGCCAGUGUGGCCUACCUCAUCAACACACUGGCCAACAACGUGCUGCAGAUGCUUGACAUCCAGGCGUCUCAGCUGCGCCGCAUGGAGAGCUCCGUCAACCACAUUUCACAGACGGUUGACAUUCACAAAGAGAAGGUGGCAAGGCGGGAGAUCGGCAUCCUGACCACCAACAAAAACACGUCUCGUGCUCAUAAAAUCAUUGCUCCAAACAACCCAGAGAGGCCCGUACGCUACAUCAGGAAGCCCAUCGACUACAGUGUGCUGGACGACACCGGACAUGGAGUCAAGUGGCUGAUGAGGUUCAAGGUGAAUGGGCAGCAGAAUCUGAAACUAGGAGGAAGUCUGUCCCGGUCCAACCCCCCAACCCAGAAACCACCCAGUCCUCCCAGAGCAGGCAAGGGGAUCUUAGGGAAGAACUCCCCCUACAGGACCCUGGAACCGGUGCGCCCCCCUGUGGUGCCCAAUGAUUAUGUCUCCAGCCCAACCAGAACCAGUACAGCAGGCGGACAGCUUCCCAGUCCAGUCCGGACCGCCACCCUGAACCACCGACCCAGAACAUACAGUCUCCCCAACGGCUGGACCAUCUAGCUCCUCCUCCACUGCUCCUAACUCCUCCCCUUCUCCAUCCCCAACUCCUUCCUCCUUCUCCUCUUCCUCCUCCACCACAACCUUAACCCAGCCCGCCGCCCCCCUGCCACCAAACUCACCCUGUCACAACGCAGACUCAUCCCCCCACACAAGCUCACAGUCACCAAACACCAACACCUCCACACCUUCUAACCCCUCCCCCUGCACCAAUGAGGCCCAAUCAGAGCCGUUGUCUCUCCCUCCUCCUUCAGUCUCCUCCUCUUCACCUGCUGAAGGUCCCAUUGUCCCCCAGUUCUAUAGCAUGAACCGGCCCCAGCCUCGCCAACAGUUCCCUCAGGUGGGGGGGUCUCUGCCAUACCGCCGCCCCCCCUCUGUGACUGGACAGCCAAUAGUAACGCAGAACAACGUCAACGGUGGUCCCGACUACAACCAGAGUCCAGCCUCCCCUCCGCCCCCCGCCCUCCUCCAGUUCACCCCCCAGCUCCCCCUCAUGGGCUUUGUUGCUCGAGUUCAGGAAUCCAUCUCAGACACCCCUCCUCCCCCACACCCACCUGCGGAGAACCAGUUAGAACCUGAAGAACCUCUAUCCCCCCGACAGCCAGUGGAGGAGGACUCAGCUGUGGUGGAGUACAGUGAUCCAUACGCUGAAGAAGAUCCACCAUGGGCCCCCACAAACUACCUGGAGAAAGUGGUGGCCAUCUACGACUACUCUGCAGACAAGGAGGAUGAGCUGUCGUUCCAGGAGGGCGCCAUCAUUUAUGUUGUGAAGAAGAACGAGGACGGCUGGUUUGAAGGAGUGAUGAACGCCACCACCGGCCUCUUCCCUGGAAACUACGUGGAGUCCAUCAUGCACUACGCCGACUGAGGAGCCCUUCAGCUUUGUUGGUGGAGUUUCACUUCCUGCUCCUGGAGCUGAACGUAGAUUUGCACAAACCACUAACAAACAACUUUGGAAUGGACYAAAGUUAUGCUGCCUUAUUCAUAAGGCCUUUAUUUAGGUUUCUUUAAAGGCCCAAAUUAUGUUCUUAAAAAGUUUGGUGCGAUGACUAAAACAUUAAAAGAGAUUUAAAGUUAAUUAAAAUAUAAAGAGUGGAGCUGCCACUGUCUGGUUAUAAAGUAUGAUUUAUACAACCUGUCUAACACAGGUACAUUCUAGAUCUGCAGUUUUACUUUGUUUAUAAUCAUCAGCUGUGCAGAAACAGCAACAUCUCCAGUAAUAAUACACAAAAUAUUGUUUCCUCUGAUCAUGAUAUGAUAAGGAAUUAAGUUUUCUUUUACCUAAAUCUACCAAAUUUUUGUAGUUUUUCAUCAAAAUAAUUUUCUAAAUGAGAGAAAAAUUUUCUAAAAAUGCUAAUCAAGAUUAGCUGAAAACUACAAGCUAUAUCUGCAGCAACACUAGAGAUWUAAAAUAAGCUUUUCUUCACCCCUACAUUUCAAAAUCGGAUUUCUCAUGAUCAUWGUGAUAAUAAUCACAACAGAAAAACAUUCUGUGUGUGUGCAUGUGUGUAUGUGUGUGUGUGUUUUACUUUGCCUUAAGAUGAGCCUUAACCCUUCUGUGUGUUUCCUGAGCCUUGACUGAUUAUUUUUGUCAGUAAAAAAUCUAAAACAAUAAGAAGACAAAAGACGACGUGUCUCUAAAGCUUUAACAUGAUUAGAAGAGCCAGUCAUCUGCUUCUUCACUAUUAUAUGUUAUUUUUAUGAUUCAUAGUGUUAUUUUAGAAAACAAAGUUACUGUCUGUGUUUUUAAAAGCACUCCAUAAAACCAAACCCCCGUGUUUCAUUGUCAGAGAGGUUUUUACAGACUGGUGUUUGCAGUCUGCAGUUUGUUGAUAAAUUUGUUACAGUGUCAMUUUGAACACAGGCCUUCAGUUUACUAUAAGAAGCAGCUCACCGAGGUCAAAUAUCCAGACAAAGUAGGAUAAAGUCUAAAUUAUCCACAACUCAGUGAUGUGGUUAUCCUCAUACACGAUGUCAUCAGCAGCUCUUUUAUCCAAACUGUUAGUUUAUUAUAAUCAUUGAUAUAUAUAUACAUACAUACAUACAUACAUACAUA
This is a messenger RNA of Austrofundulus limnaeus, 2863 nucleotides long. Its product is annotated as abl interactor 2. Gene Ontology annotation, biological process: neuron migration. The record is from RefSeq and is a predicted model, not a curated record. Gene Ontology annotation, cellular component: actin-based cell projection; lamellipodium; SCAR complex. NCBI's taxonomy places the organism in Eukaryota, Metazoa, Chordata, Actinopteri, Cyprinodontiformes, Rivulidae. Gene Ontology annotation, molecular function: SH3 domain binding; signaling adaptor activity.